AACAAUAUCUGUUUCGAUUUAUUUUGUGCUUGUAUUAUCAAAAUUAAGCGCGUUUGUGGCAUAAAAUGCAUUUAAUAAUACGACUGAAUUGAGAAUAUAAGCGUGGGAAUUGCAUACAUUAUUUUAAUCAAGAAAAUUGUGGUUAAAAUCGAAAAAUAAACAGUGGCCCUAUCGGGUAUGUCAGAUGCAUUCAAAUGGUCGUGAGCAGUCGAGGGGCGCAGUAGUCUUCUCACUGCAUAUCGUAUUACUUCAAAACAUUGAGCCCACAGGUGCGGUACCCUGAGCGCACAAAUCAAUAUCAUGAUCGAAUGAUAACCUAGCAGUUUCUGGAAAACGUUCUAGUCUACUUCUUCCAUUAGAAUACCCACGAAUUUUAUUUGGACUUUAGUGAAAGACUUUCAAUAUGUUCAGUGAAUCUUAUGAAAGAAGGCUGCUGCAGCAGUGCAGCCCUGUGAGCAGGAAACAGUCUGUGCUGGUCAGGCCAGAACCUAUGGAUAGAUUUAUUCCAUGCAGAUUGGAAAAUAAUUGGCAGACAAGUUUUCAAGCAAUCCGCCGCGGCACAGAGAACCAGCCAGCCAAGAAAGCGCGCAGCGAAGGCAACGCCGAGAACGCUACCAACGGCCGCGAUCACCUCGCCUACGGGUGCUUGCUACGUAACGAGUUGCUAGGCGCCCAGAUUGAAGAGCUACGAGGUCCCCCCACGGCAUGUUCGGAGGGGAACCGGGCGGCGUUGGGCGCCGUGCAGUUAGCUUCAGCUGCAAGGGCAGCACUGGCCUUCUCACCGCCAGUGUUUCGGUUUAGAGCGCCGGCGCAUAAUGCUGAGGAAAAUAUAGACCCGGCUCCAUACAGCCUCUCACCUGUCUCGGCGAAAUCUCAGAAGCUGUUGCGGUCCCCGCGCAAAGCCACUAGAAAGAUCUCACGGAUACCUUUUAAGGUAUUAGAUGCGCCAGAUUUACAAGACGAUUUCUACCUCAACCUAGUGGAUUGGUCGGCACAGAAUGUACUCAGCGUCGGACUCGGCAGUUGCGUCUACCUGUGGAGCGCGUGUACUAGCCAGGUCACCAGGCUCUGCGACCUGUCAUCAGAGGGCAAUACAGUCACAUCGGUGGCGUGGAGCGAGCGGGGGCACUUGGUCGCCGUGGGCACGCAGAAGGGGCACAUUAGUGUAUGGGAUGUGUCCGUUAAUAAGGAGGUAUCAAAGUUACAAGGUCACGUUGCCCGUGUGGGUGCUCUAGCGUGGAACGGUGACAUGCUCAGCUCUGGGUCCCGAGACAGGCACAUACGGCAGCGGGAUACGAGAACGCCACCCACACAAGCGUCCCGAGUGUUACAAGGGCAUAGACAAGAAGUGUGCGGUCUAAAGUGGUCUCCCGACGGUCAAUCGCUAGCGUCUGGCGGCAAUGAUAAUAAACUCUUCGUGUGGUCUAUGCACUCCACAUCACCCGUGCAAACGUAUUCCUCCCACGUGGCCGCUGUGAAGGCGAUAGCCUGGUCGCCCCACCAGCACGGGCUGCUCGCCUCGGGCGGUGGUACAGCCGAUCGGUGUAUACGAUUCUGGAACACGCUUACAUCGCAGCCGAUGCAGUGUGUUGAUACCGGCUCACAAGUGUGCAACCUAGCUUGGUCGAAGCACUCGAGCGAGCUCGUGUCGACGCACGGCUACUCGCAGAACCAGAUACUCGUGUGGAAGUAUCCGUCGCUCACACAGGUGGCGAAACUAACGGGACAUUCCUACAGAGUAUUAUAUCUCGCGCUAUCUCCCGACGGCGAAGCUAUAGUAACAGGCGCGGGCGAUGAAACUCUGCGUUUCUGGAACGUUUUCUCGAAAACACCAUCCCACAAAGAGAAUAAAAGUGUACUCAACUUGUACACGGCGUUGAGAUAAGGUGAUGGUAGAAAAUGUAGGCGAUUUGGUAGAAAUUACUGUCAAACGGAGUGGACGUGGUAGAAAGAGUCGGCGAUUUGGUAGAAGUAACUGUCAAAUGUGGGGGUAGAGAGUGCAUAAAAUUUGGUAGAAACUUCUAUCAAUUGGUGAAAAUGGUUGUAUGUGAUUUGGUAGAAACUGUGCGGACAUUUUGAUGUUGGUUAAUAUCGUUCAUUAUGCAAAUUGGUUCUUUGAGAACUAUUGUUUUCGGAUUUUUUUACACACACAGUACAAGUGCAACGGUUUUUACAACAUCGGUUCGUUUACGGCAUAAUACUAUAAUACGUGCGGUGUGGCCAAUCGGCAUAGACAAUUUGCCAAAACAGUUUGGUUUGUGAUCGUGUUAUUUUUAGAUGUAUUUAGCGAAUAUUUCGUUACGCAGCUUUUGUUUUAGUUCUAUUUGUAUUUAUUUUCGAAUUUAUAUUUGCGUAAAUGAAGGUGAGAGAAUCGUGCCGUUUCGCUCUAGCGUACAUGCGUUUCAAUGUUUUAGAGUGAGACGGGUGAUUGUCGAAUCUUUCCUCUUUAAUUAUGGUAUAAUAUAAAAAAGAACUUUGCUACAAUAAUACAAAAUAUACUAAAAUCAUAUGGAAUUACUUGUGUUAAGUUUGUUAUCUGCUAAUGUAUUAACCAAUCAGACCAUUUUUUGACGUCAUUUUGACGAAAUUUCAUUGGUCGUUUAAAAUUUUGAUUGUUUUUUAAUUUUCUAUGGCGGAUAACAAAUGAACAUUUUCUUUUGAACUAUUUGUACAUUUGUUUGUGUAUCGAAUUUACAUGUUAUAUGUAUUUGUAUCAUUAAUUGUGUAUAUUUAUUGUGAUAUUUACUAUAUUUAUGAUUUUUCAUACAUAUUUUAAUAAUGUUGUUAAUACAAAGAAAUCGUGUUUAUAGUAAAUAUCUAUUUAGUAGUUAUUUACACAAAUUUGAUUAAGCUGUAUAUUUUGAUCGUUUUAUCAUUUUCGAUUCAAUUUUUUCGUAUAUAUUUGGUCUUGUAUUAAAUUGUGUUAUUAUACUACGCGGCAUGUUUUGCGGUGAAAUUAUAAGUGUAACAUAAAUGGAAGCUUUUCUUUAAGCUAAGGAAAAUAUAUAUUUUCAUAUAAAAUAUCCGCGUAGCAUAUUAAAAGAUAUUCUUAUAAAAAAUUGUGUCUAAAAUUUCGAUUUAAAGUUGUAUUUGCUUUAUAUAUCAAUUUCGGAUUGAAAUUAAAUGCAAUGAUGAAUUGUAUAUUAUGUAUAAAUUCUUGUGAUGUUAUGUAUCAAUUUAUGCUCUGGAUACACGGAAUAAAAGGCUUGUGCAUGCUUCAUACAAGUUGCAUGCACAAACCUUGCGUGUAGACAAAACAUAAUAAAUAAGGCCCCUUAUUCACAAGUCGUAAAAUUACGACUAGUGUGUGACGAGCCUUAUAUUUCACGAUAAAUUUUAUCGUGCUUUUUUCAAAGUUUUAUUAAUAUUAGUUUAGCAGAUAGUUUAACAUAACAUUGUAACAAGAACACCGAUUAGAUAUAUUGCACUAAAUAAUAAGUACCUGUAUAUAUUUAUGAACAUUAUUUAACAAUUCACAUAAUUACUUAAACAAAUUAAUAUUCCCUUGCCUUUUAGAGGAACGUAGUUUAAGUUUUUUUCUAGCAUUUAUUAGGAUAUAACAGAGCUUGGAAAAUAUUAAAUGGAGGUACCUCUUAUGAUCUCAUUACUGUCAAAAAAUUGAAAAAAAAAAAAAUGGAAAAAUCUGGAAAUCUAUUGUUGUGUGCUAUAUUUAUUUUUGAUUUAGACUAAAUUAUUGCGUAGCUUAAGAUCCGCUCGAGGCGGGAACAAAAAAAAUAUUGUCGUCUCUUUCUCACAUAGUAGAAUAGAAAGAGACGUGUGUAUUCCACCGUUUCUCCCGCCACGAGUUAUUUCGAGGUACCCUCUUCUAAUAAGAUGUUUUUUUUUCAUAUAUUGUAAAUUCCUAUUAGAUAUAUAAUUUGAUUGGAUUUGUGCAAUGUAGAGUGUAGACGCGGUUAUAAUCUCUGUUUCUGCUGAGCCAAAAAUGGUGAUGCUCAGCGGAGGUGAUAGUCGCUGUAGCUUAAGAGGUGUGGUCGAAACCAAAUAAAAUUUUUUUCUUCGUGUUAUUAACAUGUGUGUUUUUUGGUAUUUAGUGUUCAACACUAAUAGUCACUAAAAAUGUUAAUCUGCCUUGGAUUGAUGAUUAUCAUUUAUCCCAUCGAGAUAUACGUAUUAAGAAAUUUAAUUUUCAUUAUCUGUCUCUAAUCUCUAUGUUUAUUUUUUUAUUUUUUUAUUUCUUUUCCACCACCAUACAAUAGUUUCUUUCUGUGACUGUCUUUUCCCGUUUCCACAUUUUCUGUCAUAGCUUAGCAUACUUAAAUAAAGAAUUAUGUAAUACAAGUAGGUUAAGUAGAUAUUAUAAAAAAUUCAAUUUACCCAUCUAAAUAUACCCAAAUAUUGUUUAAAUUAUAAUUUUCUCAACAUAAGUUAAUCAUGUUUUAAGUAUUAAAAAGUUUAAGAUGAAAAACAUAUAGUGAAACAUAGACCUUUAUUAAGGUCGUGUAAGAAUGCGAAAUUACAUUCGAUUCAAGGCAUAUUAUUUAAAUUAAUAUUUAAAAAUAACGACCGCUAAUAAUAAGAAAAUAUAACAAGAGUGCACGCUGUAAUAUACGAUUUAAAAUUAAUGCGGUUAGUCCCGUUAUAUAAAAGAUAUAUUUAUACAUAGAGAAAAAUAAUAUAUUGAUGCACUAUGUAAAGAUAGACUGAUAUAGAAAUAACAUGUAAUUUAAGUGUUCAUGUAAUCUGUAUUGUAGAUUAAAUAUUAAACUGUGUGAUUUAUC
Molecule: messenger RNA, 4739 nt
Organism: Colias croceus (clouded yellow)
Lineage: Eukaryota; Metazoa; Arthropoda; Insecta; Lepidoptera; Pieridae
Gene: fzr
Product: fizzy-related protein homolog
Exons: 10
Coding region: 404-1885 (493 amino acids)
Biological process (GO): positive regulation of anaphase-promoting complex-dependent catabolic process; positive regulation of ubiquitin protein ligase activity; anaphase-promoting complex-dependent catabolic process
Cellular component (GO): anaphase-promoting complex
Molecular function (GO): protein binding; ubiquitin ligase activator activity; anaphase-promoting complex binding
Source: RefSeq, a predicted model, not a curated record